AUGUACGGCUGCUACUGCGGACAGGAGGGCGGCGGGCAGCCUCUGGACCGGCUGGACAGGUGCUGCUUCUUCCAUCACUGCUGCCUGAAGCAGAUCGGCUCCAUUGGCUGCAGAGCCGACAGGAAGCUCAACGCCUCAGGUCAGGGCGUCUCCGCCUGCGACAAGCUGCAGUGUGUGUGUGACACCACGGCGGAGUGUAUGGCGGCGGCCCGCUUCAACCACAGCUUGCCGGCGCGGAGGUGCCGGGGCCCGGGGCCGCCCGGCCGCCGGGCCGCCAGGCCCCCCAACCCCCCCGGGGCCCGGCCUCGGUCCAGUGAGGAGAGCGGGCCGCCGCCGGGGGGGCGGAGUCCAGACAGUGAGGAGAACCCCGAGCAGAGCGAGGAGGAGCAGUCCACUGCUGCAGGGACGUCGGGCGAGACGCCGCCGCCGCCGCCGCCUCCUGCUCCGGCCUCCAGCGAGGACAGCCAGCACGACAUCAGCGGGAUUCAAACCCACAACCACCGGCUGAGUGCGGAGGGGACCCGAGAGCCACAGUCCACUGAGACAGUGAGGACGGGAGGCGAGGAGGAGGAGGAGGGGGAGGAGGGGGAGGAGGAGAGGAAGAGGAAGGAAGAGGAGGAAGAGGGAGGGGAGGAGGAGGAAGAGGAGGAAGAUGGAAAGUGA
Messenger RNA from Salarias fasciatus (jewelled blenny), 663 nucleotides. RefSeq names its product otoconin 90 (gene oc90). Lineage: Eukaryota; Metazoa; Chordata; Actinopteri; Blenniiformes; Blenniidae. Gene Ontology annotation, molecular function: calcium ion binding; phospholipid binding. Gene Ontology annotation, biological process: phospholipid metabolic process; lipid catabolic process; arachidonate secretion. The record is from RefSeq and is a predicted model, not a curated record.